AUGGAUAUUUUAUUUGAAUUUCGAGCUAUUGAGAUUUUCUUUCGGAAAGAUGAUGUUGAUUUAAAUCUACUCCCGUGCUCCGACACCAAGGUCGCCAGGUCCGACGGCUUCAGCUUCGGGAUUGCUUUCGCCUCCCGUUACGGCGCUAACUCCACCUCCCAGUUGUCUCCGUGCGACACUAGACUCUCGCCCUCUCCGUCAACUCCUCUUUCGCUCCGGUCCGUUCUCUCUCUCUCUCUCUCUCUCUCUCUCUCUCUCUCUAAACAGUUGCAUUUCGUUUUGGAUAAUUAUGGGGCAUAUAUGGUUGCUUUUGCUGGGCAUAAAUAUGCUGCAAGGUCUACUGCGGCUUUUGUUGCCAAUAGUACCUACACUGUCACCAGCUUUACUCUUGUGCUUGAGUUCACCGAGGGCAGGCUGCAGCACCUGCAUUGGAAAAGGGAUGGGUGCGUCAAAUGUUCUGGGAGCUCCAGGUUCAUUUGCCUGCACAAUCGGGACUGUGCAAUCAAGACAAACAUCUACAAAACCCAUGGAGGCACUGUGGAUUGCAGUCUCAGGAUCCAAUUGGCAUUUUCUGGGACGGAUAAGCACCUAUCCGUUCUGAACUCAUGGUAUGAAGCACAGAACCUUGGUCAGUACUCCCUUUAUGGUCUGUAUUCAAAUCUGAAGGAUUCUCUCACUAGCCAGUAUAACAAGUUUUUCUGA
Rosa chinensis is the source of this 702-nucleotide messenger RNA. RefSeq lists its product as uncharacterized. The transcript has 4 exons. Lineage: Eukaryota; Viridiplantae; Streptophyta; Magnoliopsida; Rosales; Rosaceae. The record is from RefSeq and is a predicted model, not a curated record. Bases 1 to 702 code for a protein of 233 amino acids.